AAUUUUCUUUAUUGGCAUAUUCGUCUUAAAAAAACAUUCGGUUAUCGAUAUCUUGCGUUCGUUGUGGUUGGUUUAGCCGCAUUCUUGAAAAAUAUAGUGUUUUAAGUUCCGAAAACUAUUAUAACUUAUAAAUAAACAUUACCGAAACCAUGGACAAAUGAAUGUAUACAUGAAAAAUUACUUAAAACCUUAAAAAUUUGAUGUGAAAAAUAUUAUUUUUUGUGGUAACGGUUUCGUUGGAUUUCAUAGUUGGUGUUGUUUUUGACUGCCGUUGUCAGGCAAUACUCACACGUCGUAUAUAUUUGGUGUAGCUGUGUAUUUGGCCGGUCGUCGUGUAAAUAUUCGCUUUUAACCGCACACAAAUUGGAACAAAAAAAAUAAUUCCAAUUAGUAUUGAAACCCCAAGCAAUAAUAUAGUAGAAAACAAAAAUGGCAAAAUUGGACGAAAAAAUCGGUUUCAUUGGUGGCGGCAAUAUGGCAUUUGCCAUAGGUUCCGGUCUAAUAAAUCGUGGAAUAGUAAAGACCGGUCAAGUCUUUGUAUCGGGACCUAACAUUGAAAAUUUACAGAGAUGGCGUGACAUUGGCGUUGCCACAACUGAUGACAAUAAUGAGGUGCUAAAUAAAUCCGAUAUAAUUUUCAUUUGUGUUAAGCCCCACAUCUUGGCACCAUGUGCAGAACAACUGCGUAACAAUCAUGUGCGCACCAUCAAAGACAUGGAAAAACUGUUUGUUUCGGUGCUGGCGGGUGUCUGUUUAAAGGAUUUGGAAGAGCAAUUUUCCUUUAUUGAUCGGCUGAAAAUGAUACGCACAAUGCCCAAUACACCUAUGCAAGUUGGUGAAGGAUGCACCGUCUACACUCCCGGUUCCUAUGUCGUACAACAAGAUUUGGAAAAAGUACAUUUAAUGUUAAAUUCAUUGGGUAUUGCCCAGCAAGUACCCGAAUCGAUGAUUGAUUGUGUUACUGGCGUAUCGGGUUGUGGUCCGGCUUUCGUUUAUACUAUAAUUGAAGCUUUGGCUGAUGGUGCAGUAAAGAAUGGUGUUCCACGUCAAAUGGCUUUACAAUUUGCCACUCAAACUGUUCUUGGUGCGGCAAAGACUGUUUUGGUGACCGGAAAACAUCCUGCCAUUUUAAGAGAUGAAGUCUGUUCACCAGGCGGUGCUACCAUUGUGGGUGUACAUGAAUUGGAAAAGGGUAAUUUAAGAUCUACUAUUAUUAAUGCCGUUGAGAAAUCUUCACAAAGAUCCGCUGAACUUGGUCGCAAAAAUAAAUAAAAAGUAAGCCGGGCUUACUAAAUGAAUGUAUACUCUUAAAAUAUGUUUCAUGUUUUGUGUGAAAUAUGUGUUUGCAACAUGACAUCCCAAAGCCAUAAUAAUUACAAUAAUAAAAUAAAUAUACUCAAAAUAUUUGACUAAA
This is a messenger RNA of Musca domestica (house fly), 1414 nucleotides long. RefSeq lists its product as uncharacterized. The transcript is spliced from 4 exons. Gene Ontology annotation, biological process: L-proline biosynthetic process. The record is from RefSeq and is a predicted model, not a curated record. The coding region runs from base 430 to 1272 and encodes 280 amino acids. Gene Ontology annotation, molecular function: pyrroline-5-carboxylate reductase activity. NCBI's taxonomy places the organism in Eukaryota, Metazoa, Arthropoda, Insecta, Diptera, Muscidae.